AAACUCCCAGCAGAUAAUAAAGCGCGCGGCAGCUCAGCGCACGCACUGGCGACGGCUUUCCCUCCCGAAUCCCGAUCGCCUUCUCCUCCGUUCGUUGCCAUGGCUCUAUCCGCCGGCUCGUUCGCGGCAUGCAGCCUCCAGCCAAGAGCUAGCGUUCGGGCGUGCCAUGCCCCGAGGCCGGCGCAGCCGCCGCCGCUGCAGGGUCCUACCGCGGUGUCGUUCACGAGGAAGACGGGGCGCCGGGUGAACGCGACCAAGGGCGUGUCCGCCGUGUGCGAGCCGCUGGGGCCCGACCGCCCGCUUUGGUUCCCCGGCAGCACCCCUCCCCCGUGGCUCGACGGCAGCCUCCCCGGGGACUUUGGAUUUGACCCUCUCGGACUAGGGUCGGAGCCGGAGCUGCUGCGGUGGUUCGCGCAGGCGGAGCUGAUGCACGGGCGGUGGGCGAUGCUGGCGGCGGUGGGGAUCCUGAUCCCGGACCUCCUGGCGCGAUGGGGCUUCAUCGACGCCGGCUUCUCGUGGUUCGACGCCGGGUCCCGCGACUACUUCGCCGACCCCUGGACGCUCUUCGUCUCGCAGAUGGCGCUCAUGGGGUGGGCGGAGGGCCGGCGGUGGGCGGACCUCCUCAACCCCGGCUGCGUCGACAUCGAGCCGGACUUCCCCAACCGCAAGAAGCCGGUGCCCGACGUCGGGUACCCCGGUGGGCUGUGGUUCGACUGGGCCAACUGGGGCCGCGGGUCACCCGAGCCCGUCAUGGUGCUGCGCACCAAGGAGAUCAAGAACGGCCGCCUCGCCAUGCUCGCAUUCGUCGGCUUCUGGUUCCAGGCCGUGUACACCGGGCAGGGGCCCAUCGACAACCUCCUCGCGCACCUCGCCGACCCCGGCCACUGCAACGUCUUCUCGGCGUUCACGUCCCACUGAAAUGUUAGUUACUUCAUCACACAGAAAUGGAGCAGGCAGUGAGCAUUUUAUUUGUACCUGGCCUCAAUUUGUAUGAUGGGAUCAAAUGAGAUGCUAGGGGAAAUCCUACUACCACAAUAACAAACAGAACGCCGCAGGCUUUUACAGUACUUUUGCAUGUUUUUCUCA
Messenger RNA from Setaria italica (foxtail millet), 1086 nucleotides. RefSeq names its product photosystem I chlorophyll a/b-binding protein 6, chloroplastic. The transcript is spliced from 5 exons. The record is from RefSeq and is a predicted model, not a curated record. Gene Ontology annotation, cellular component: membrane. Gene Ontology annotation, biological process: response to light stimulus; photosynthesis, light harvesting in photosystem I. Lineage: Eukaryota; Viridiplantae; Streptophyta; Magnoliopsida; Poales; Poaceae. Bases 100 to 918 code for a protein of 272 amino acids.